Molecule: messenger RNA, 946 nt
Organism: Sinocyclocheilus rhinocerous
Lineage: Eukaryota; Metazoa; Chordata; Actinopteri; Cypriniformes; Cyprinidae
Exons: 6
Coding region: 1-945 (314 amino acids)
Source: RefSeq, a predicted model, not a curated record
AUGGACCAGAAACACAGGAGAACAUGUCUGGAGUUGAGCGGUUAUGCUGAGGAUAAGUGCCGGUGGAGCUCGCUUAUUCAGGUUAUGGUGGCUCAUAUGGAUGAACAACAUGGGCCUGUAUGGGUUUCAGAAGAUUGUGCCUAUCAGACAUACCCACCACCAUCUCUAGAAGCUUUGCUAAAGCUAGUGCUGCUGCCUAAUAUUGACAUCCUGUCUGUCCAAGCCAUUGGUUUGGCUUGUCUCCAGCUGAUAGAAAGCCAAAAUAUGCAGCCCAAUGAAGCACAGAUACUGAAGCAAGAAACAGUUGGUCAACCACCAGUAAGAACUGAAGCAGGUAAACUACAGCUGCUUUCAUCUCAAAUAUACUGGGGCAUGGUGGUGCUGCUGCUGCCAAAGUACCUGGAGAAUAGUGUGAAUAGUGCACAACUCUCAUCUCAGGCCUUAUGUCAUGUUGCUGCUAACAGCACAUCAGUUGACAUUCAUUGUAAGUUCAAGCGAAGAGCUGUUGAGGAAGAGUGUGAGGAAGACCUGCCUCUGCAGCCAGAGGAGGACAUGAAUGAUUCACCAGUGUUCUCCUCUCCCACGACAUCUCCUGACAGCAUGGAGUCUGUUGGCUUCUUCAAAUCUCCCUGCUCUUCACCACCGGCUGUCUGCUCUGAAGCCCCAUCUGCACAGGAACCCAUCCUCCUGAAGCAGAACUCUUCUGCUGUGCCUGAAGAAGAGGAAAGCCACGUCCCAGAUGAGGACAAAACUCCUGCAGACAUGUUCUCUGGCUGUCCCGAUCUAACCCUCACUCUAGACGGCGCCACAGAUGCGCUAUCCAUUAACAGCCUGAGCAGGGAAAGUGUGGUUAUAGAGAAGAUCUUCCCUAGUGUGGUAUCUGGAGUCAUCUCACACUCAGCUGAGGGUGACGCAGUAGAAGCUCCACAUGCAGAGAGGAGGUGAG